AUGAGAUGCCAACUAGCACACUUUGACUCUGGUCGAUCCAAAUUCGAAGGAGCAAGAGGUAUUCCACAGCUAUACAAUUAUUACAUCGAAUUGGAGCAACUUAAUGCUCACUGGCAAAAAUUGGAAACUAAGGAACCCACUAUUAUAGAGGAGCCAGACUUUGAAAGUAAGGCUCAAGUUGCCAAGGAUUUGUUUGCCGGAACCAUGGGAGGAAUAGCACAAGUUCUCGUUGGUCAACCUUUUGAUUGUGUCAAGGUUAGAUUGCAAUCAGCGCCAGAAGGAACAUACAGUGGAGCAUUGGAUGUAAUCAAACAAUUGAUUAAAAAAGAAGGGUUUGCGGGGUUUUAUAAGGGGACUUUGACUCCUUUAGUUGGUGUGGGUGCUUGUGUUUCGGUUCAAUUUUCUGUUAACGAGUUUAUGAAGAGGUACUAUGAUCAAAAACUCAAUGGAAGGCCCCUCAGUUUGUUGCAAUUCUUCAACUGUGGUGCAGUUGCUGGAUUCGCAAAUGGGUUCUUGACGUCCCCAAUUGAGCAUAUUCGUAUUAGACUCCAAACCCAAGCUACCGGUAACGAAAUGUUCCAUGGCCCAAUUGACUGUUUUAAAAAGAUUUACCAAAUCGAUGGAUUGAGGGGUAUCUAUAAAGGUUUAGGACCAACAUUGGCAAGAGAGUCAGUUGGAUUGGGUAUUUACUUUGCCACUUACGAAGCAUUGAUAGCGGAGGACUUGAAGAAACAUCCGGGCUUGUCCAGAGCAGACAUCAAGCCUUGGAAAUUGUGCUUAUAUGGAGGUUUGAGUGGGUACACGCUUUGGAUAUCUAUAUACCCCGUUGAUGUGAUCAAAUCAAAGCUACAGACAGAUGCAUUGAAGGGAGCCAAAUACAGUAGCUCUUUCUCCGUUGUCAAAGACAUCUUCCGUAAACAGGGAAUAAAAGGAUUUUACAAAGGUUUUUUGCCAACUAUACUAAGAGCAGCUCCCGCUAAUGGAGCAACCUUUGCGGUCUUUGAAAUCACCAUGAGACUCCUUGAUGGCUCCACAUAG
Messenger RNA from Lodderomyces theae, 1038 nucleotides. RefSeq names its product organic acid transporter (gene YMC1). The record is from RefSeq and is a predicted model, not a curated record. Bases 1 to 1038 code for a protein of 345 amino acids. The transcript is spliced from 2 exons. Gene Ontology annotation, biological process: mitochondrial L-ornithine transmembrane transport. Gene Ontology annotation, molecular function: L-ornithine transmembrane transporter activity. NCBI's taxonomy places the organism in Eukaryota, Fungi, Ascomycota, Pichiomycetes, Serinales, Debaryomycetaceae.